GGUGACCCCUCCGCAGGCGACACCGUACGCUCACCUUUCUUCGCUGUCCACCACGACGACCAGCGCACUCGCGCAAGUCCGGGUUCUUUCACAGGGCUCCCGACGGCCUUGAUCUGAACUCACCGGUCCCUGCGCGUGCAGGGCGUACUUUCCUUCAGACGUCGCUCUUUACAGCUCACCGCAAUCCUGUCAUUUCGCACACGCACCCAUGCACAUCUCCAAGCCUGUCCAUCGCGCAAGGAUGCGCCGCGCCGCGGAAUCGGACACCACCAACACCGGUAGUAUAUCCAUCGGCGGCUCGGUCUUGAUAAGUAGCGUCGCCACCCUGCAGAGCACCCUCGCUCUCGACACCGCCGAUGGUUCUAUUCCGACUGUCACGUAUCAAUUUGCCACAAGCGGAACGCCCACAAUCACCUCAACAGUGUCGGUCGCCCGCUCGACCUCGUCCUCCUCGUCUUCGGCUUCCACCAGCCCCACCGUCUCCGCCUCUGCGGUCUCUGACGAGUCUAUCCCUGUCGGAGCCGUUAUCGGCGCAUGCGUCGGUGCGUUCGCCGGGCUCGCGUUCCUCGUGCUCGUGUUCUACCUCUGCGUCAAGCGCUCCAUCCGCCGCCGCGCGGCUAAGAAUGGCGAGAAAUGGAACAAGCUAAGCGAAGGUGCGGACGGCUCCACGCACUCGGCCGGUGAGGACAGCACGCGCGAUCCCGACGAGAAGAACCUGCGUGGCAUGUUUAAAAAACCGGCGCCGAGCAUCCGCACGGCGCGCACCAAGCUGUCCGAUGAGGACGUCGGUGGGUUUGGUCUUCCGCCCCUCGAGUUCGACAAGUACCGGCCGGGCCUUGCGCAGGAGCUCGCACUCCACUCGCCCGCACGCCCGUUUGCCGGCCAGGUUGCGCAGCGCGGAGAAAGCGGCUCGUCAUGGGACGGCUCGACGGCGCGCGAGGACUCAUUCCUGUCGAUGCGAUCUGUGCGCGUCGACUCCCCGAGCCUGAUACGGGCCAAGUCGCAGUCGGCACAGUCAUCUUUCUCGCCGAUGCAUCAGUGGGAGUCGGCAGAGGUGCUCACGAUGGACGAGGAGGAGGUGACGGGCCCCGAGGAGGUGCGGGACACGAAUCCGUUCACGGACGCGUCAGAGCAGCGGCGCAGCGUCGCAAAUCCGUUCUUCAAGGGCCAGGACUUCCGCGCCGAGGCAGCGUCAGUACUGAGCCGGAGCAACAGCAGCGCGACCGUGAUGAAUCAGCGGCAGAGCGAGCGCAUGUCGAAUCCGUUCGCGGACAUCCAGGAGGUGCCGGUUUACCGCGUGACGCCGCCCGCUGCAGUGCACCUCCACUCGGAGUCGGUCGCCAGCGGCUCGAGCGGGGGUAUGUUCGGUGAGCACGCGCUCAAGCAGCUGAUUGCUGCGCUCGACCUGUCGCAGGAGGAAGUGGAGGAACGCCUCCGUGCGGUGUCUAUGCAUGAGGGGGAGCUCGUUGAAGAGCCUAACUCAGCAGAGCCAGAUUCGGCGAUUGUGGGGGAGUUCCCGAUGCCCCCGCAGAAGGUAUAUACUGCGCCGUAG
Messenger RNA from Laetiporus sulphureus 93-53, 1552 nucleotides. RefSeq lists its product as uncharacterized. NCBI's taxonomy places the organism in Eukaryota, Fungi, Basidiomycota, Agaricomycetes, Polyporales, Laetiporaceae. The transcript is spliced from 4 exons. The record is from RefSeq and is a predicted model, not a curated record. The coding region runs from base 209 to 1552 and encodes 447 amino acids.